Messenger RNA from Macrosiphum euphorbiae (potato aphid), 1866 nucleotides. The record is from the annotation of a GenBank genome assembly. Lineage: Eukaryota; Metazoa; Arthropoda; Insecta; Hemiptera; Aphididae.
AUGUUGAGUAAAAAACGCAAAAUCGACAGCGAAAAUAGGAAGUUUAUGAACGAGUGGACUGAACUAUAUUGUUUUAUAUUGCCUGAAAGGGUUGGAGCCAUUCCAGUCUGUUUAAUUUGCAAUUCAACUGUCGCUAUUAUUAAAAGUGGAAAUUUAAAACGGCAUUAUGAAACUACUCAUAAAGAUUUUCAUACAAAAUUUCCUCCAGGCAGUGAAGUGCGUAAAAAUAAGCUCCAUGCAUGUAUGUUAUCUUACAAAAAUAGUACGACUACACUUAUACGGUGUAUGAGUGAACAAGAGAAAUCAACUGAAGCAGCGUUGCGUGUGUGCUGGGUUCUUAAUAAGCACCAAAAACCGUUUUCCGAUUCCGAAAUAGUAAAAGAGUGUAUGUUGGAAGUGGCCACUGCACUUUUUCAAGAAAAUAAAAAAAUCGUUACCUCUAUCCAAGAUAUUCCUUUGUCGGCAAGGAGUAACACAAGAAGGACAGAAAUGUUGGCAGCCGAAAACAAAAAAAGCUUAUUUGAACUUUUACAUAAGUCACCGUGCUACUGCAUUGCGCUUGAUGAAUCUUGUGACUUAGUUGAUUCUGAACAAAUGUCAAUUUUCGUGCGAUUCUUUGACAUUGAAAAUAAAGUGUUUAGAGAAGAGUUACUAGCAAUAUUGACAUUUGAAGGCAAGACUCGUGGAGAAGAUUUAUUUAAGAGUUUUGAUGACUUCAUGAAAAAAUCGGAUUUGAGUUAUGAUAAAAUUGUAUCAAUUUCCACUGAUGGAGCUCCAGCGAUGAUGGGAAAAGAAAAAGGAUUGUUAAAAAGAAUCCAGGAUAAUAAUUCCGGGAUAUUAACUUAUCAAUGCAUAAUUCACCAAACAUCACUUUGUAGUAAACUCAGUGCUACACUGAAAGACGUUAUGGACGGUUUGAUCAAGUUAAUCAAUUUUAUCAGGUCGCGUUCUUCUCUUCAACACAGACAGUUCAAAGAGUUUCUGUGUCAAUGUGAUUCGGCUUAUUCAGAUUUACUACAACACAAUCAUGUUCGUUGGCUCAGUAAAGGUCGAGUAGUUGAACGUUUUUGGAACAUUAAAGAAGAAGUAAAAACAUUUCUAAAAAAUGUAGAUACUGAAGAAGCAAAGAAACAUUCGGAUUUCUUAGAAAACAAUCGAAAUAUAGUUGCAAUGGCUUUCUUAAAUGACAUUUUGAAGUAUUUAAAUACGCUUAAUGUCGAAUUACAAGGAGAAGGGAAAUUAAUAUGUGAUUUAAUACAAAGUGUGUCUGCUUUCCGUCGCAAACUAAAUAUAUUUAAAGGCGACAUUGAACAAAAAAAAUUCAUUCACUUUCCCACAAUAUUUGAAUGCAAAAAUCAUUCUGAAAUUAUAAACAUCGAAACAUUUUUAAGUUUUUUGUCAGAUCUUAUGAAGGAAUUCGAUGCCAGAUUCAAAGACUUUUCUGAAAUAGGAAAACUAUCACAAUUCUUAAAAACCCCUUACGAUGUUCUCCCAGACGGAGAAUGGACUGAUGUAGCUGAAAAAUUAUUUAAUCUUUCAAAGUCGAAACUCCAAAUGGAAAUAAUAGACCUACAGGAAGAUGUUUCCUUGAAGCAGUACAGAAGUGCGUCAACUGAAGAAUUCUGGGCUAAAGAUGCCAUUGACAAGUAUUCAAACUGUAAGCAACUGGCAAUCAACUUGGCUACGAUGUUUGGUUCGACAUACAUUUGUGAGGCAUCGUUUUCAAAAAUUAAUUUUUUGAAAAACAAAUAUCGGACAAAAUUAACAGACUCUCACCUUGAGGACACAUUGCGAAUAAGCUGUUCUCCACGAGUUCCCGAUUUCAAAAAGCUGGCUAAGGAAAAGAAAUGCAAUUUUUCGCAUUAA